Messenger RNA from Erpetoichthys calabaricus (reedfish), 691 nucleotides. Its product is annotated as cytochrome c oxidase subunit 5A, mitochondrial-like. NCBI's taxonomy places the organism in Eukaryota, Metazoa, Chordata, Cladistia, Polypteriformes, Polypteridae. The record is from RefSeq and is a predicted model, not a curated record. Bases 128 to 553 code for a protein of 141 amino acids. Gene Ontology annotation, biological process: mitochondrial electron transport, cytochrome c to oxygen. Gene Ontology annotation, cellular component: mitochondrial inner membrane. The transcript has 5 exons.
UGCGCACUUUUGUAUCUUAUUCCUUUUAACGCGCAGCCGCAAGGUCUGUCCUUCUGUGAGUGCUUGUCGGUUUCUGUGUCCUUUUGGCUGCUUUUAUUUCCGCCUUUUCUCCUUCAACGUCUCCAUCAUGUUUAGUGCGGCCGUCCGAUUCACUGCCUCAGGGAUUCGCAGUCUGACAAGAAAGCCUCCUGUGUAUUGUGCACCUGUGCCCACACGUUGUUAUUCCCAUGGCAAACAAGAGACAGAUGAAGAAUUUGAUGCCCGCUGGGUUACCUACUUUAACAAGCCAGAUAUUGAUGCUUGGGAGCUUAGGAAAGGAAUGAACACCCUCAUUGGCUACGAUUUAGUACCUGAGCCAAAGAUUCUUGAUGCAGCACUUCGAGCUUGCCGAAGGCUAAAUGAUCUUGCCAGUGCAAUCCGGAUUUUGGAAGCAGUUAAGGAUAAAGCUGGCCCUCACAAGGAAAUCUAUCCUUAUGUCAUUCAGGAACUUCAGCCAACACUUAAUGAGCUGGGUAUCUCUACACCAGAAGAGCUUGGCAUUGACAAAGCAUAGAGCUGGUGUUUCUGAGGGCUGAACUUUCUGGUUUGACGGGUCUUCUUUGAAAUGUCCUUGGAGAUUAAUGUGUGUAAUAUUUAAAGUUGAUCUUUAUUCCCUGCAGUAUGUAUUAAAAACAAAUAAAAUGAUACUGUU